Periconia digitata is the source of this 1416-nucleotide messenger RNA. NCBI's taxonomy places the organism in Eukaryota, Fungi, Ascomycota, Dothideomycetes, Pleosporales, Periconiaceae. The record is from the annotation of a GenBank genome assembly.
AUGGCAGACGAGAAGAAAACAGAGAAGACAGUGGUGGCACCGGGAUCGGACACUGUUUCCGAGGAUGUCGAGACGCAAGGCUGGGACGCAGCAGCGACGAAAAAACUUCUUCGCAAGCUAGAUUGGCACAUUAUUCCGUUCAUGUCUUUGAUCUACCUACUAUGCUUUCUCGACCGCACCAACAUCGGCAAUGCGCGCCUCGACCAUCUAGAACAAGACCUCAAACUCCACGGCCUCCAAUAUAACGACUGUCUUGCCAUUCUCUUCCCCUUUUACAUCGCCGCCGAAAUCCCCUCCAACAUCAUGAUGAAGCGCACACGCCCGUCCAUUUGGCUCACCUUCAUCAUGUUCUUCUGGUCCGCUUGCAUGAUCGGGCAAGGCUUUGUGAAAAACUACUCCGGCCUCAUGGCGACGAGAGUAUUCCUCGGUGUCUUCGAAGGAGGGUUGUUUCCGGGUGUGAACUAUUACAUCACGCAGUGGUAUGCAAGGAAUGAGUGUGGAUUUCGCAUGGCGCUUUUCUUUAGCGCUGCAACUCUGGCGGGAGCGUUUGGCGGGAUACUGGCGAGAGGAAUCGCGGAGAUGGACGGCGUUGCGGGGAUCGCGGCGUGGUCGUGGAUUUUUAUACUCGAGGGACUGUUGAGUAUUGUUGUGAGCAUGGCGGCGUAUUGGUGCAUCUACGAUUAUCCCGCGACCGCGACAUUCCUGAACACGGCAGAGCGCAACGAAGUCCAACGCCGCCUCCAAGCAGACCACGGCCACCUCUCCAACGAUUUCGACAUGAAAUAUGUCUGGCAAGCCCUGCGCGACUGGAAAAUUUACAUCCACUGCCUCAUUUUCUGCAUGGCUGGUUUCUGCCCCAUUUACUCCUUCGCCCUCUUCCUCCCAACCAUCAUCAAGAACAUGGGCUACACAGCCAACAACGCACAACUCAUGUCCGUCCCACCCUACGUCUGCGCCUGCGCCUUCACAAUCGGCGCCAGCUGGUUCGCAGAUCGCGUUAAAAAGCGCGGGAUCUUCCUCAUGGCGUUCCAGUUGGUUGCGAUUUUGGGAUUUGGCAUGUUGGCGGGGAGUGGCAAGGCGAGCGUGCAGUAUACGGGGACGGUGUUUGCUGCAAUUGGGAUAUAUCCGCAGAUUCCACUUAGUAUGGCAUGGAACUCGGGGAAUAUUGGGGGCAGUUUGAAGAGGGGGACGGGGAUCGCUAUGCAAGUCAUGGGAGGGAACUGUGGAGGGAUUAUUGCUAGUUAUGUUUAUCUGACGAGGGACGCGCCGAGAUUCAUCACAGGGCAUAGUAUUCUGAUUGGGUUCGUGAGGUGAGUUAUUCCCCCCUUCUUUUGCAUCUCGGUGUGGUUUGUAGAAUGGUUGAUUGGCAAUUGUUUGGCUGACCUGAGUGUAGCGUGGCGUUCUUCCUGACGCUUU